AUGAAUGGGUCUGCGGAUGGAGUGCCCUGUAUAGACAACGGCAAAUUUUACCGCAAUCCCGAUGCCAUCGGCAGAAGAGACUGUGCGAAGUACUACUGGUGUCCGCGACUAAAAGUGCUUGAAUUUCGAUGCGCUGCCGGUCUAUGGUUUGAUGUCGACCGACAGAUCUGUGAUUUUAAGCUCAAAAUUGAUAAUUGCGAGAAAUCUCACGACGCCAGUACUCCGCGUCCGCUAUUGGCCACCGAAGAGCCCAUCUGUCCGAGCGGUCAAUUAGCCUGUGCCGACAGAAAGUGCAUUAAUAGAGACCUGUUUUGUGACGGUCAAAUCGAUUGCGCGGACGCAUCGGACGAGUCUUAUUGUGACCCCGAGAAUGACCCGAACGCUCCG
Molecule: messenger RNA, 387 nt
Organism: Medioppia subpectinata
Lineage: Eukaryota; Metazoa; Arthropoda; Arachnida; Sarcoptiformes; Oppiidae
Source: the annotation of a GenBank genome assembly